CUCCAGGGGGCGCUCUAUGCAGGAGUAGAGGGGCCCAUGAGGACCAAAGAGUUCCAGUGUGAAGGCCAUGAGUCUGCUCUCCUGGAUUGUCAGAUUGACAGCUCAGGCUCAGCUAGAGACACCUGCUCAUCUGGCAAAGCUGUUGAACUCACCUGCUCAGAGCCCAAUAAUGUUCGGUUGGUGGGAGGAUCCAGUCAAUGUGCUGGUGAACUGGAGGUCAAACACCAGGGACGGUGGGAAGAGGUGGACGACCAAACAUCUGACUGGAAUCUAAAGACAGCAGAUGUUGUGUGUGAACAACUGGACUGUGGCUCUGCUGUUUAUACAGGGAAGAUAAUGAAUAACUAUUACAAAACAAUAUGGCAAAUUAGAUCAACUUGUCUUCGGUCCAUGUCUGCAGUUAGGGAAUGUGUGUUUACAUCGCUUGACACUUCACUUUCCAACCUGGAGAUCAAGUGCUCAGGACCUGUCAGGCUGGUUAAUAGGACUAGUCCAUGUUCCGGCAGACUGGAGGUGAAGUCUAACCAUUUGUGGUCCUCAGUGUGUGAAGACGACUUUGACCAGCAGGAUGCAGAGGUGGUCUGUAGGGAGCUUGGCUGUGGGGCUCCUUCAGUCCUCCAGGGGGCGCUGUAUGGAGAGGUGGAGCCCCCAGUGUGGUCAAAAGAGUUCCAGUGUGGAGGCCAUGAGUCUGCUCUCCUGGACUGUGGAAGCUCAGGCUCAGGUAGAGACACCUGCUCAUCUGGCAAAUCUGUUGAACUCGCAUGUUCAGAGCCUGAUGACGUCCGGUUGGUUGGAGGACCCAGCCGCUGUGUCGGUAGACUACAGAUGAAAUACAAGGGAGAGUGGAGACCAGUGGCUGAUUCCACCUUUAACUGGGACCUGGUGUCUGCAGCUUUAGUGUGUAGGCAGCUGGACUGUGGCUCUGCUCUUUCAACAGAAAGAAGAGAUGAUUUAGGAAACCGCAAAGCAUUGAUAACUGUAUCUGCCUGUGGUCCGUCUGAGUCUGCAAUCAGAGAGUGUGCAUUCAUAUCGCACCGGACUCAUUUUUUGUCAGCGCAUAGCCUGACAGUCAUCUGCUCAGGAUCUGUCAGGCUGGUUAAUGGGACUAGUCCAUGUUCCGGCAGACUGGAGGUGGAGUCUAACCAGUUGUGGUCCUCAGUGUGUGAAGACGACUUUGACCAGCAGGAUGCAGAGGUGGUCUGCAGGGAGCUUGGCUGUGGGGCUCCUUCAGUCCUCCAGGGGGCGCUGUAUGGAGAAAUGGAGCCCCCAGUGUGGUCAAAAGAGUUCCAGUGUGGAGGCCAUGAGUCUGCUCUCCGGGACUGUGGAAGCUCAGGCUCAGCUAGAGACACCUGCUCAUCUGGCAAAGCUGUUGAACUCACCUGCUCAGAGCCUGAUGACGUCCGGUUGGUUGGAGGAGCCAGCCGCUGUGUCGGUAGACUUGAGAUGAAACAUUUUGGAGAGUGGAGACCAGUAGCUGAUUCCUCCUCUAACUGGGACCUGAUGUCAGCGUCUUUAGUAUGCAGGCAGCUGGACUGUGGCUAUCCUCUUUCAACAGGAAGAAGAGAGGAUUUGCACAACCAAGAUGCUUGGAUAAUAGCAUCUUGUAUUCCGUUUUACUCUGGAAUUAGAGAAUGUGCAUUCUUAUCGUUCGGGUAUGAUUCUAAUAGAAGGGUUCUAAGUCUGGAAGUCACCUGCUCAGAUAUUCUGGCUCGGCCAAACAUCUCCUUCUCUACCUACACUGACGGGGAUUCUGAGGCCAAGCAGCAGGGGCUUCAGGUGCUCAUGGGCUCCAACUUCACCAUCAGCUGCUCCAUCCUGCCACAGUAUCCAGAAGGCUCCUUCCAGCUUAUCUUCACCAACUCCAACACAACACAGAACUACACCCUGCCAGCUGUCAAUCACUCUGCCCAUUUCCUGUUCUCUGCUGCAGACCACACCCACCAAGGGAACUACAGCUGUGUUUAUCACUUCUAUGUUUUCUACCAUAACUUUUCUUCUGAGAGCCAGCCACUCCAUCUCACUGUCUCAGCCUCUUCACCAGAUCUGAUCAUUGGGCUGGUUGUCCUAGUGCUGAUUGUGGUCUUCAGUGCUGGUCUGUUUUUCUACUGCAAGGCCAGAAAAAGCCAGAGGCUGGGACGAGAGGAGAACACUGAGAUUAAUGAGUAUGUUCUUAUGAGGUCCAGUACUGAAGACUGACUAGAUGAAGAUGCUGGAGCCCAGAGGAAAGAGUAGUAUCUCCACGGUGGUUGUUUCACAUUCAGAUAUAAGAAAAUUGAAAACAGUGUUUUAAAAACAGCAAUAAAGCUUUUUUUCCCCCUCA
Molecule: messenger RNA, 2320 nt
Organism: Micropterus salmoides (largemouth bass)
Lineage: Eukaryota; Metazoa; Chordata; Actinopteri; Centrarchiformes; Centrarchidae
Product: scavenger receptor cysteine-rich type 1 protein M130-like
Exons: 10
Coding region: 37-2196 (719 amino acids)
Cellular component (GO): membrane
Source: RefSeq, a predicted model, not a curated record